CAAGUUGUGCCCAGAAGCCUGGGGAGGAUUUGGUUGAUUGGAGUGAGAAGGUUCUUCUGGGCCGGGUAAGAAACGUCAGGAGCGGUGGCGGAGGUGUGUUCAGGAUGGGAGGGGCAGCUUGGUGUGGUCGAAGGAGCGGGUAGCCCCCCCAGCAAGCAGGGAAGGAUCAAAGCCCUUAAGUGCACCUGGCACUUUACAGUGUGUAAAGCGCUGUCAUCUUUGCCUCGGAUAAGCUAUCCAGCAUGAACGCACUUCAUAUGUUGGUAAGUUCAGCGAUGUGAGAGAUGGCCUUCAAUAUCCUGAGGAGUUUGGCAGAGCACCUGGCGUCUUUUCCAUUUUACAGAUGGGAAAACCGAGGCCCAGAAAGACAGUUUCUUAAUGAGAGGUCACAAAGCAAGCUGCUGGCAGAGGCAGGACUAGAAUCUAUGUCUUUUGAUGCUCAGGGCAGCAAGCGGCUCCAGUCUGGUGACCAAGAGCUAUGGGCAUCGGCACUGACGAGAAGUGCCUCAUUGAGAUCUUGGCUUCUCGGACCAAUGAGCAGAUCCACCAGCUGGUGGCAGCAUACAAAGAUGCCUACGAGCGAGACCUGGAGGCUGACAUCAUUGGCGACACCUCUGGCCACUUCCAGAAGAUGCUCGUGGUCCUGCUCCAGGGAACCAGGGAGGCAGACGAUGUGGUGAGCGAGGAUUUGGUGCAGCAGGAUGUCCAGGACCUGUACGAGGCAGGGGAACUGAAAUGGGGAACAGAUGAAGCCCAGUUCAUUUACAUUUUGGGAAAUCGCAGCAAGCAGCAUCUUCGUUUGGUGUUUGAUGAGUAUCUAAAGACCACGGGGAAGCCGAUUGAAGCCAGCAUCCGAGGGGAGCUGUCCGGGGACUUUGAGAAGCUGAUGCUGGCUGUGGUGAAGUGUAUCCGGAGCACCCCAGAGUAUUUUGCUGAAAGGCUAUUCAAGGCCAUGAAGGGCCUGGGGACCCGGGACAACACCCUGAUCCGCAUCAUGGUCUCCCGUAGUGAGCUAGACAUGCUGGACAUUCGGGAGAUAUUCCGGACCAAGUACGAAAAGUCCCUGUAUAGCAUGAUCAAGAACGAUACCUCUGGCGAGUACAAGAGGGCUCUGCUGAAGCUAUGUGGGGGUGACGAUGAUGCUGCUGGCCAGUUCUUCCCGGAGGCAGCGCAGGUGGCCUAUCAGAUGUGGGAGCUUAGUGCAGUGGCCCGAGUAGAGCUGAAGGGAACUGUGCGUCCAGCUGAUAACUUCAACCCUGAUGCAGAUGCCAAAGCGCUGCGGAAGGCCAUGAAGGGACUUGGAACUGAUGAGGACACCAUCAUCGACAUCAUCACUCACCGAAGCAACGCCCAGCGGCAGCAGAUCCGCCAGACCUUCAAGUCACACUUUGGCCGGGACUUGAUGGCUGACCUGAAGUCGGAGAUCUCUGGAGACCUGGCGAGGCUGAUUCUGGGGCUCAUGAUGCCACCGGCCCAUUACGAUGCCAAGCAGUUGAAGAAGGCCAUGGAGGGAGCUGGCACAGAUGAAAAGGCUCUCAUCGAAAUCCUCGCUACUCGGACCAAUGCGGAAAUCCGGGCCAUCUGUGAGGCCUAUAAGGAAGACUAUCACAAGUCCCUUGAGGAUGCUCUGAGCUCAGAUACGUCUGGACACUUCAAGAGGAUCCUCAUCUCUCUGGCCACGGGGAACCGUGAGGAGGGAGGAGAAGACCGGGACCAGGCCCGGGAAGAUGCCCAGGUGGCUGCUGAGAUCUUGGAAAUAGCAGACACACCCAGUGGAGACAAAACUUCCCUGGAGACACGUUUCAUGACGAUCCUGUGCACACGUAGCUAUCAGCAUCUCCGGAGAGUCUUCCAGGAGUUUGUCAAGAUGACCAACUACGACGUGGAGCACACCAUCAAGAAGGAGAUGUCAGGGGAUGUCAGGGACGUGUUUGUGGCCAUUGUUCAAAGUGUCAAGAACAAGCCUCUCUUCUUUGCCGACAAACUGUACAAAUCCAUGAAGGGUGCUGGCACAGAUGAGAAGACCCUCACCAGGAUCAUGAUCUCCCGGAGUGAGGUUGACCUGCUCAACAUCCGGCGGGAGUUCAUCGAGAAAUACGACAAGUCUCUCCACCAAGCUAUUGAAGGUGACACCUCUGGAGACUUCCUGAAGGCCCUGCUGGCUAUCUGUGGAGGCGAGGACUAGGGCGACCAGCUUUGGCCGGCACCUGUGCCGAGAAAUGGUCAGCAGCACCAGCCGCCAUGACCGAGCCUAACUGCUCCAGCUCCAGAGACUAAGGAAGGGACAGGGGUGGGGGGAGGGGGUCAAGGGUGGGCUUUUGUCUUCAGCUGGGGUUUAGGAAAGGCUCCCACUCCCACAGGCCACUGAAGGCCCAGCACGGUCACUUCUGCUCACAUGUGAGCAACUGAAGAGCCGUAGCCACAAAUCCCGUCCACCUCCACUCCCCAUCUUCCUCUUCAGCCCUUCCCAGCUUCCAUCCUUUACGGCAGCCCUUGCCCUGCUUUGGGCUUUGUCAAAUCCAAAAACAUACUGAGCCUGUGUCUGUGAAA
Prionailurus viverrinus (fishing cat) is the source of this 2550-nucleotide messenger RNA. It is a transcript of the gene ANXA6, whose product is annotated as annexin A6. Gene Ontology annotation, biological process: mitochondrial calcium ion homeostasis; growth plate cartilage chondrocyte differentiation; plasma membrane repair. Lineage: Eukaryota; Metazoa; Chordata; Mammalia; Carnivora; Felidae. Gene Ontology annotation, molecular function: calcium ion binding; calcium-dependent phospholipid binding; phosphatidylserine binding. Bases 479 to 2185 code for a protein of 568 amino acids. The transcript is spliced from 22 exons. Gene Ontology annotation, cellular component: focal adhesion; cytoplasm. The record is from RefSeq and is a predicted model, not a curated record.